Lycium barbarum (goji berry) is the source of this 1479-nucleotide messenger RNA. RefSeq lists its product as uncharacterized. NCBI's taxonomy places the organism in Eukaryota, Viridiplantae, Streptophyta, Magnoliopsida, Solanales, Solanaceae. Bases 1 to 1479 code for a protein of 492 amino acids. The transcript is spliced from 2 exons. The record is from RefSeq and is a predicted model, not a curated record.
AUGAGCGCUUCGUGGUUAUCGAGGCUUGGAAGCAUUCAGAAUUUUUGUGCAAGAACUACAUCCUUAGUGGUAGAGGAUGAUUUGUACAAUGUCUACAGUACUGCAAAGACUUCAAAAGAGUUAUGGGAUGCUCUCGAGAAGAAGUAUAAAACUGAAGACGCGUGUUUGAAAAAGUUUGUAGUUGCAAAAUUUUUGGACUAUAAAAUGAUGGACAAUAAAUCUGUCGGAACUCAAGUCCAAGAGCUUCAAGUCCUUAUCCAUGAUCUCCUUGCUGAAGGUAUAAUUCGUGUUAAUACGUUUAUUGCAAGUAUUAAUUAUACCAUUACUUACAAGUUUAAUAUUGUAGGAAUGAUAAUUAAUGAGGCGUUUCAAGUGGUUGCUAUGAUUGAAAAAUUGCCUCCUUCGUGGAGAGAUUUUAAAAAACUACCUGAAACACAAAUGCAAGGAAAUGACGCUCGAAGAUCUUGUGAUUCGUCAAAGAUCGAGGAAGAUAACAAAGCUGCAGAGAGGAAGGUUCGCAGUAAUUCAACAAUAUCAGGUGCAAAUAUCGUUGAGACUGCUCAACCGAAGUCCAGCAAGAGGAAGAAAUCAUCCGGGCCGGCGAACAAUUCUAAGAAGAAAAAGUUCAAAGGAGAAAAUUUCAAAGGAGACUGGUACAAUUGUGGCAAGACUGGACAUAAAUCUGUAGAUUGUCGUGCCCACAAGAACCAGAAGAAGAAAAAUCAAGCAAACAUAAUUGAGAAGAAUGAAGAAGAGGAGGAAUUGUGUGCAAUGUUCUCCGAAUGCAGUUUGGUUGGAAAUCCAACAGAUUGGUGGAUUGAUUCUGGCGCUACACGCGAUGUCUGCUCCAAUAAAGAGAUGUUUAUCUCAUAUGCUCCUGCAGGGCCCGAAGAAACAAUCUUUAUGGGAAAUUCCGCAACAGCUAAGGUUGAAGGCGCUGGGAAUAUUACUCUCAAAAUGACUUUGGGCAAGACAUUGACUUUGAAGAAUGUUCUCCAUGUUCCAGAAAUCAGAAAGAACUUAGUUUCUACCGGACUUCUAGUGAAGAACAGUUUUAAGUGUGUUUAUGUAUCCGACAAAGUUGUUAUAAGUAAGAACGAUAUGUACAUGGGAAAAGGUUACCUCACCGAGGGCCUUCUCAAACUUAAUGUAAUUGCUAUCAAUAAUAAUAAAGUUGAGGUUUCGUCUUACUUGCUUGAGUCAGAUUCUUUAUGGCAUGAACAUUUUCUGACAUUUUUGUUAGAAAAUGAGCCUCAAAAUUUUAAAGAAGCUAUAACGUCUUCGGAAGCUCAAUAUUGGAAAGAGGCAGUCAAUGGUGAAAUUGAAUCCAUAUUAAACAACCAUACAUGGGAGUUGGUUGAUCUUCCACCCGAGAACAAACCUUUAGGUUCCAAAUGGAUAUUCAAAAGGAAGAUGAAAGAUGAUGGUACUAUUGACAAAUAUAAGGUAAGACUUGUUGUCAAAGGAUUCAGACAAUGA